AAGCAGGGGUUCCGCAUUCGGAGUGUGUUGUUAUUGUGCUUCUGGUCAGGCGGCCGGAGAGCAGCCGCUCAAGAUGAUGGAGAAUUCAGCGUCAGACUCAGAAACUGAAGAUCAUGUCCAGCCUUUAUUACGCCGGAAAGACACCGGAGACCUUCAGAAAGCUCCUGCUUGCUGCUCCUCACGAUACGGGCUGGCCUUCUUGUCCUGUUAUGGCUUCUUUGUGGCAUAUGCCCUCAGGGUGAACCUCAGUGUGGCAAUGGUGGACAUGCUGAAAAACAGUUCCGGUGCCAACAGCAGUUCCUCCGUCUGCCCCCAUCACAGCAUCCCUGUGCCCAAACACAAUCACACUGCCAGUGUGUAUGACUGGGAUUCAGAGACUCAGGGAUGGAUCCUGGGCUCUUUUUUCUAUGGGUAUAUUCUUACUCAGAUACCGGGUGGCUACUUAGCACGCAAGUAUGGUGCCAAGUGGCUUUUUGGUAUCGGCAUCCUUUGCACUGUGAUCUUCACCCUGCUGACUCCAGUAGCUGCUGAUCUGGGAGCCGGUUAUCUCAUCGCUGUCAGGGUGUUGGAAGGCAUUGGGGAGGGGGUGUCCUAUCCUGCUAUGCAUGCGAUGUGGGCAUCAUGGGCACCUCCUCUGGAGAGAAGUCGACUGCUCACUGUCUCUUACACAGGUGCUCAGCUGGGAACUGUGGUGGCUCUUCCUCUGUCUGGCCAGAUAUGUUUUUACCUAGACUGGACGUACGUCUUUUAUAUAUUUGGAGCUGUCGGACUUCUUUGGUUUUUCCUUUGGGCUUGCUUUGUCAGUAACAGUCCCAGCUCACACAAAAGGAUAUCGGAGGCUGAGAAGGCUUACAUAAUGGCAUCUUUAAAAAAUGAAUUGUCCCCAACCACAGAUUACAUCCCUUGGACAUCAAUCCUCAAAUCUAUGCCAUUAUGGGCCAUAGUUGUGGCACACUUCUCUUACAACUGGACAUUUUACACUCUGCUGACUCUCUUACCCACCUACAUGAAUGAUAUACUUGGAUUCAGCAUCCAGCAGAAUGGGAUGCUCUCGGCUCUGCCCUAUCUUGGUUGUUGGUUGUUGGCUUUGCUGGGCGGACAGCUGGCAGAUCUCCUGAGAGAGAGAUAUCUUAUCCGCACUGUAAUUGUGCGUAAGGCAUUCACUAUAGUAGGAAUGGUGGGACCUGCCGUCUUCCUGGUGGCUGCUGGCUACACUGGAUGUAACUUUGUCUUGGCUGUAGCCUUCCUCUCCAUCUCCUCCUCUCUUGGGGGCAUUUCAGCUUCUGGAUUUAACAUCAACCACUUAGACAUUGCUCCAUCAUAUGCCGGCAUAUUGCUUGGGAUCACAAACUCGUUUGCUACUAUACCUGGCAUGGUGGGCCCUGUAAUAGCAAGAUCUCUGACCAAAUCUAACACCAUUCCAGAGUGGCAAAUUGUCUUCUACAUCUCCGCGGCAAUCAAUAUAUUUGGAGCUGUUUUCUUUACAAUAUUUGGCAAGGGCACAGUCCAGCCUUGGGCUGUCCAGAGAAUACACAUCCAAUGAAAGACGUCCAAAAGGUCAAACGGCAUACCUCUUAGCAGAGAUCUUAGCAGUAGUUGCAUAUGGUUUGCAAACUAAUGAAUAUUGCACAAUCUAGUGUUGUUGUUGUUGUUGUUUUUUUUAUCAUACCAACAAACCGUGACUUUUGGUAUUUUUUUAUCAGUAAUGUCUGUAUUACAUUUCAGUUGCUUUUUCAGACAAUUUAAUUUUUUUUAAAACAAAGGUGCGAUAAGGGAAGAUAAAACAUGGAUGUUGCCUCCUGUCAUGUUGAGUUCUAAUCACACUACCAGUGCAGUCCAGUAUGCACUUGUGAGCCGACUCUGUUUAGUGAAUGAAAAACCUGUGUGAAUCAGCCAGAGCGAUUACUGAAUUAAUCUGACUCACUUACAGAACCACGAAUUAACUUGUGAACUGUUUAAAGUAUGAAGUAUAAAGCUCAUGAGACCCAUUGUAGCUGUUCUUAACACAGCACGUCUCAUUUGUUAAAUCUGAUUGAAUCUUAAAAAUUUAAAUCAUGAUCGUCAAGCGAUUGGAGUAUUUUGCAAUGAACAUCCCUAUGAAUUAUGCCUUAUUGUAGGCCUAUGAUUAUCACAGCAUGCCUUACUUAUACAGAGGCAAUAGGCCUUGGGAGAUUAUUGGUCAACUCAUGUCAGAUUGUUAAGCUGUACACCAUAUGAUUUAUGUUUACAUUUUAUUUCUUUCUAUUUUGUGCAGCUGUUACCACGUGCCACCAAAUGAACCCGUGUCAAUUACGUUGCAUACUCUGUCAGUUGUCAAGAUGCUACAAUACAUGCUCCAUCACCUGUCAAAUACUUGUGAUCUAAUAAAACGAUUGCGCUCGUUUA
Messenger RNA from Puntigrus tetrazona (Sumatra barb), 2385 nucleotides. RefSeq names its product solute carrier family 17 member 5 (gene slc17a5). Bases 74 to 1543 code for a protein of 489 amino acids. Gene Ontology annotation, molecular function: transmembrane transporter activity. The record is from RefSeq and is a predicted model, not a curated record. Gene Ontology annotation, biological process: monoatomic anion transport; transmembrane transport. Lineage: Eukaryota; Metazoa; Chordata; Actinopteri; Cypriniformes; Cyprinidae. The transcript is spliced from 11 exons.